AUGAGUUCAACAGCAAACGGCACACGCCCUUCAUGGGCCUCCAAGACUGCAUUCGAUGGCCUGGGUGUCGAGUCGGGCGAAGAGAGCGAGGAGGAGGUCCUCGAAGCGCACUCGCCUCUGGCACCAGAUAGCCCGACGUUCAGCGGGUCAGAAUCUGCCUCAAAGCCUUCCAAAUCCGCCAUCAAGAAAGCGAAGGAGCAGGCGAGGCUCCAGCGCAAAGCGGCCGCGCGCGCAGCGUCAAAGGCACGAGCCACGUCCAAGUCGCCCGCGUCCGUGCUUGCGGAGGAGCUAGGAGGUGACACAUCUGAAGAGGCCCCAGAGAUUGUCCCCCGGUCGGCACCAUCGCUCAAGGCUCGUUUGGAAGGCAAAGCUACACCAGCUGAGGCUUCGGAACGACUAACUGUACCAAGCCAUGCAGAGUCGGCCCCGCCCAAACGAGCAAACGGAGACGCCGGUGUCGUACACGAGGAAGUAUCUCCACCCGAGGAGACCACCUUCGUGUCCAGCGAUAAGUCCGAGCCACCGACUGUGACGGAACCACCGCCCGGUUCUGCUGCGCCGGUACUUGACAGCAAGUUGUCCCCGCCGGAGCCGGAGACGAAACCACAAGAGAAAUCACCAGCGGCAAGUGACAGCAAGCCUGCCAACGGACACGCGGGAGGUGCUGUGCAACAAGAGAGUGUCCAAGAUGGCGAGAAGGCGAAGAAACGACAGAGUUUCUUGACACGAACGCUAUGGACAUUCAUAAUGAUUGGAGGCUUCUUGACACUAUUGCUCAUGGGCCAUGCAUACAUGAUCCUGCUCGUCAUGCUGUGCCAGACCCUAGUCUACCGGGAGGUGACAUCAUUAUUCUCGUUGAAGAGGAAAGACGCGGACGAAGGCCGAGGGCGGGACCCAUGGAGCAAGACGCUCAACUGGUAUUUCUUCGUGAUCACCAAUUACUUCCUCUAUGGCGAGAGCAUCAUCUACUAUUUCAAGCAUGUCGUAUUCGCGGACGCGCAGUUCACCAUUUUCGCGACCAACCACCGAAUGAUCAGCUUCUCGCUCUACACCCUCGGCUUCGUCGGCUUCGUCAUGUCGCUCAAGCGUGGCUACCUCAAGCAGCAAUUCGGGCUCUUCUGCUGGGUACACAUGACACUCAUGAUGAUCGUCGUCUCGAGCCACUUCAUCGUGGACAACAUCCUCGAGGGCAUGAUCUGGUUCUGGGUGCCUGCCUCGCUCGUCAUCUGCAACGACGUCUUCGCCUACAUUUGGGGCAUUACGGUCGGGCGCACGCCGCUGAUCAAGCUAUCCCCGAAGAAGACCGUCGAGGGCUUCGUGGGCGCGUUCUUCAGCACGGUCGUGUUCGGCGUGGCGUGGGGAACGUACUUCAUGCGCUUCGACUACAUGAUCUGCCCGGUACACGACUUGGGCGUGAGCGCGUUUGAUAACCUGGGCUGCGACCCUAACCCGGUAUUCGUGUGGAGGGAGUGGGUGAUCCCGACGCCUGCGCGGGCCUUGCUGUCGACUGCGACUGGUCAUGAAUUCGCGACUGUCGCGUACGCGCCAUACCAGUUCCAUGUCUUGGUGCUCGCAUGCUUCGCCUCGCUCGUCGCGCCCUUCGGCGGGUUCUUCGCCUCCGGCUUCAAGCGCGCCUUCAACAUCAAGGACUUCGGCCACAGCAUCCCCGGGCACGGCGGCAUGACGGACCGCAUGGACUGCCAGUUCCUCAUGGGCGUCUUCACCUACGUCUACUACAGCAGCCUCAUCCGUCAGCACCACGUCUCCGUCGGCUCGAUACUGCAGAUGAUCGUCAGCGGGUUGACGCCGGGGCAACAGCUCGAGCUCAUGGCCGACCUGAAGCGGUAUAUUGAGGGCCAGGGAAUCGCUGUCAACAUCUGA
Molecule: messenger RNA, 1881 nt
Organism: Fomitopsis serialis
Lineage: Eukaryota; Fungi; Basidiomycota; Agaricomycetes; Polyporales; Fomitopsidaceae
Product: cytidylyltransferase family-domain-containing protein
Exons: 6
Coding region: 1-1881 (626 amino acids)
Cellular component (GO): endoplasmic reticulum membrane
Molecular function (GO): phosphatidate cytidylyltransferase activity
Source: RefSeq, a predicted model, not a curated record